Molecule: messenger RNA, 1725 nt
Organism: Pseudovirgaria hyperparasitica
Lineage: Eukaryota; Fungi; Ascomycota; Dothideomycetes; Acrospermales; Acrospermaceae
Product: MFS general substrate transporter
Exons: 3
Coding region: 1-1725 (574 amino acids)
Biological process (GO): transmembrane transport
Molecular function (GO): transmembrane transporter activity
Source: RefSeq, a predicted model, not a curated record
AUGCGUGCAGAGCGCGCCCUGACCGACCAAAUGAAGAUCCUCCCCAAGAGUCAACUAUACGCCGUGACAUCCAUACUUUCCAUUGCAAUGUUGGCCACAUACAUGGAUCAAAACGGUGUCAGUGUUACUGUCCCAAUCAUUGGCACCUCCCUGGGGGCCGAAGAUACCAUAUCCUGGGCAGGUACGAGCAGUCUAGUAGCCAACACCGUAUUCAGUGCGCUCUACGGACGGAUGAGUGACAUAUGGGGCCGCAAAAGAGUUUUCAUAUCCGCGCUCGUGGUGCUAUCAUUUGCGGAUGUUAUGUGCGGCUUGUCACAGAAUGGACCAAUGCUCUACUUCUUCCGUGGCGUCGCCGGUGCAGCUGGUGGCGGCGUGACGAACCUGACAAUGAUGAUCCUCUCUGACGUUUGCACCCUUGAGCAACGUGGGACAUUCCAAGGCAUUAUAGGCAGCAUGGUAGGCAUUGGGAACGUCAUCGGUCCAUUCAUCGCCGCUGCGUUCCUCAGCACAAAUGUGAAUAAAGAAGAAAGCCGUCUAGGCGUCGGCUGGAGAGCAUACUUCUACUUCCUAGCACCAUUGGUGGCUGCAGCUGCAGUUGUGUCUGGGAUAUUACUUCCGAAUCUACAGAAGGAGAAUAAGAAACUGGAUCACAAGUCCUGUGAGAAGAAAGUCUUGACUGCGUGGGAGAAUGUCCAGAUGUUCGACUGGGGCGGUCUUGUUCUUAGCGCUGCGUCGAUAAUACUUAUCCUGAUCCCCAUAUCCGGUGGUGGCGCAUAUUUUCCGUGGAAUGGCCCGGUCGUCAUAUCCUUCCUCGUCAUCGGAAGUGUCCUUCUCGUCGCACUCAUCCUAUAUGAAUGGAAGGUCGCAAGAUUGCCUAUGAUACCUGUAACCCUCUUCAGCAAUACCGCCAUAGCAGUAGUGCUCGCCCAAUGCUUCCUCAUUGGCUUCGUCUACCAGACAUAUAUAUAUUACCUACCUUUAUACUUCCAAAACGUGCGCCAAUUCUCGCCUAUCGUCUCUGCGGCCUUGAUCUGCCCGAUCGUCGUCAUGCAAGCCACGUUUUCUGUGGCCACGGGCCGAUACAUCUCUUAUCGCAAGCGCUAUGGUGAAGUUAUCAUUGUUGGCUUCAUUCUCUUCACUCUUGGUGCAGGACUGACAGUUCUGUUUGAUGUGGAUACAUCACCUGUGGCGAUAGUCUUCACCCUGGGCUGCGUCGGCAUCGGCGUGGGAUGUGUGUUCCAGCCGACGCUGAUUGCGCUGCAAGCUCAUAGCCCAAAACCAAAUCGAGCAGUUGCAGUAUCAAUGAGGAAUUUCUUCCGAUGCCUGGGCGGAGCGAUCGGGCUGGCUGCUUCUGCGGCUGUGCUGCAGGCGACGCUACGCAAGAAUCUCCCAGAGGAGUUCAGCAGUUAUGCAGACCAUACAUACAGUCUCAGCGGCGCCGGGAAAGAGGUUAGUCCGGAGAAUUUUGCGAGGAUCAGACAUGGCUAUAUGCUCUCGAGCCGCGCAGUGUUCAUUGUACAGGUCCCGCUUAUGUUCCUUUGUUUGCUGGGCUGCUGGUUUGUCAAAGAUAGAGGAUUGGAGAGGCCAGAUGAGCGCGAAGAGAGGGAGAGAAGGGAGAGAUCACAGCAGACAAUGAAUCGCCUGUCAAUCAGGUCAAGUGAGGAUAGUUACAAAUUAAUUAGACUACCCUACAAGACUAAACGCGCCAAACAUUCCUCGAUCUAA